Messenger RNA from Paraglomus occultum, 591 nucleotides. Lineage: Eukaryota; Fungi; Glomeromycota; Glomeromycetes; Paraglomerales; Paraglomeraceae. The record is from the annotation of a GenBank genome assembly.
GAAACGGAGCGUGAUGAACUUUCAGAUGAAGAGGAGGAACUAGAGGAGAAGGAAAAUGCUGAAACUAUUCUCCUGGGUUUCCUUUCCCUCUGUGAACAGUGUUACCUUGCUCCCCGAAUUUAUGAUGUUGCCAAGUCUUAUGAAUGGCGGGAAAAAAUUCUUCCAGCAUAUGAUGAAGAAAGAUUUAAAAAACUUUUUCGUCUGUCCCGUCACAGCUUUACUUUGGUAGUUGCGCACAUAAAAAAUAAUAAUGUAUUCAUUUCUGAAGGCAAUAAACAACAAGCUCCUGUGGAAUUACAACUAGCUGUUUUUUUGAGAAGGUUAGGAACUAUGGAAGACAUCUUUAGCAUUGGUUCCCAAUUUGGCAUUGCUGAGGGGACUGUUAUUCUUUAUUCAAAGCAGGUUAUGAAAGCUUUAUGUCAUCUCCAGGCUAAAUUUGUAAAAUGGCCUUCCAAUGCACCAAAGAAAGAUCCAGAAACUUUUUUUAAUCAUAAAAAGCAGUACUCUAUUCAAUACCAGGCCAUUGUUGAUGCUAAUGGUAUCUUUACUGAUUUUUACAUUGGUUGGCCAGGUUCUGUACAUGAUGCAAAG